Messenger RNA from Lichtheimia ornata, 429 nucleotides. Its product is annotated as prefoldin, alpha subunit. The transcript has 6 exons. The record is from RefSeq and is a predicted model, not a curated record. Gene Ontology annotation, cellular component: cytoplasm; prefoldin complex. Bases 1 to 429 code for a protein of 142 amino acids. Lineage: Eukaryota; Fungi; Mucoromycota; Mucoromycetes; Mucorales; Lichtheimiaceae. Gene Ontology annotation, biological process: protein folding; regulation of DNA-templated transcription.
AUGGGUUCUCAACAACAGCAAACUGUCAAUAUCACCGAUCUCGAUCUUCCUUCAUUGCAGCAGGUGAAGACGCAACUUGAAGAGGAACUCUCUCAUCUGACGCAAUCUUAUGGCAAACUACGUGGAGCUCAAGCGCGUUUCUCUGAUUGUGCUGAUAGUGUCGAGUCAUUGAAGAGUGAAAAAGCAGAUGACAAGACCAUCUUGUUGAGCGACGUGGAAAAGGUCAUUGUUGAUGUUGGUACUGGUUACUAUGUGGAAAAGAGCUUGGAUGGUGCUACGUCAUUUUACAAGACCAAGGAAGAAUACGUCAAGCAAAAUCUCGAGAAGCUUCAAGAAACAAUCAAUGGAAAGCAAAGCAGUUUGAGAGCUAUUGUGAAUGUGAUGCAAGACAAAGUACAACAACAACAAGCUGCAGCAGCAAAAUCAUAA